Messenger RNA from Metschnikowia bicuspidata var. bicuspidata NRRL YB-4993, 1086 nucleotides. Its product is annotated as NAD(P)-dependent alcohol dehydrogenase. The record is from RefSeq and is a predicted model, not a curated record. Gene Ontology annotation, molecular function: alcohol dehydrogenase (NADP+) activity; zinc ion binding. The transcript has a single exon. Gene Ontology annotation, biological process: alcohol metabolic process. The coding region runs from base 1 to 1086 and encodes 361 amino acids. NCBI's taxonomy places the organism in Eukaryota, Fungi, Ascomycota, Pichiomycetes, Serinales, Metschnikowiaceae.
AUGUAUCCAGAAACUUUUGAGGCCAUCGGGGUGCUCGACUACGAUGACUGGUUGAACCCCAAGAGAUUCGAGUACAAGCCCCAAGAAUUCAGGGACUACGACGUCGACGUGGAGAUCAUCGCAUGCGGCGUUUGUGGGUCUGACAUUCAUGCUGCUAGUGGAAACUGGGGCCGCCCAUAUGCGCCCGUAGCCGUUGGUCAUGAGAUCGUUGGCAAAAUCGUCAAAAUCGGGCCAAACGCCAAAGAGGGAUUGAAGUUGGGCGACCGUGUUGGCAUUGGUGCGCAAUGUGACAGCGACGGCACAUGUGUUGCGUGUGAACAGAACUUGGACAGCAACUGCAGAAAGUCCGUUGGGACUUACUUCGGCACGUACCCGGAAUCUGGAGUCAACACUAUCGGUGGCAAUGCUUCUCACAUCAGGGUCAACUCGAAGUUCGCAUUCAAGAUCCCAGACUCCUUGGAAACCGAGUAUGUUGCCCCUCUUCUCUGCGGCGGCAUCACGGGCUUCUCGCCUCUUUUGCAAGCCAAGGUCGGCAAGGGCACAAAGGUCGGCAUAUCUGGAAUUGGCGGUAUUGGCCACAUGACCAUUCUAUUCGCCAAGGCCAUGGGCGCCGAGGUUUACGCCAUCUCGCGUUCCCACUCCAAGGAAAAACUCGCCAAAGAGCUCGGCGCUGACCACUUCUGUGCUACUGAAGAUGAUGAUUUUGUCGAGAAAUUCAGUGACACCAUUGAUCUUUUGGUGAAUACGAGCAGCUCGUUCAAGGGCGCUUCUUUUGACAAGACGUUGUCCAUGAUCAGGCCAAGAGGCAAGAUGAUUUUCAUUACUGCCCCACCAGCCGACGAGAGUCUCACCCUCCCACCUAUGACGAUGCUUUUCAACAAUUUGUCGGUGCAAGGAUCUGCCAUUGGGCCCGUUGAUGAGAUUCAAUACAUGCUUGAAUUUGCUGCGGAGCAUAAGAUCAAGCCAUGGGUGGAGACCGUCGAUAUCUCCGAGGAUAACUUGGGUAAGACCUGGAAGAGAACCGAGGAUGGAGACGUCAAGUUCCGGUUCACGAUGGUUGGCUACGACAAGUGCUUUAAGAAGUAG